Molecule: messenger RNA, 1752 nt
Organism: Strongylus vulgaris
Lineage: Eukaryota; Metazoa; Nematoda; Chromadorea; Rhabditida; Strongylidae
Source: the annotation of a GenBank genome assembly
AUGACCUUUACCUUCGCUGUGGCAAAUGCACAUUGGUUGGAUCAAACUGAUGCGGUUGCCAGCCACACACAAAAAGGAGUGGAGUUUCUCGAAAGGAUUGGAACAUUUGCCAAAGAAAGGGCUGUUAUAGAAGAGGAAUACGCUGCAAAAUUAAGAACACUUGCAAAGAAAUCACUCGGAAGAAAGAAGGAGGAUGAAGAAGCUGCGAAGAAUUUCACAUACGUAAGAUCAUUCGUGAAUUUGCUUCGAGAGCUGGAAUCGUUAGCUGGGCAACAUGAGGUGGUUGGCGAGAAAAUACGCAAAGAAGUGAUCCCUUUUGUUGUGACGAGAGCUGGAGUACAUCGCGCUCAGAGGAAGCAGUGUCUAGCUGAUCUGCAGGCAAUUCACGCAAAUCUAGCUGGUGCUAUGGAACAUCUUUGCAAGGCACAGAAACACUACGGAAAGUCUUUCAAAGAAGCCGAAGCUGCUUAUCUGAAAUAUGCAAAAGCCGACAAGAACAUGGAAAUAUCUCGGCUGGAUUUGGACAAAGCAAAAAAUAAUGCACAGAUGAGAAGUCAGAUAAGUGAAGAGGCUAAACAAGCUUAUGCUCACGCUUUACAAGGUGCAAAUGAUGCUCAGAAUGCUCACUAUUCGCAACUUCUUCCUGACGCAUUAGCUCGAAUGAGGGUAUCGAUGGUGAUCUGCUCACUGCAGAGUUCUAAUUUUUACCAUUUUUUUCCAGCUAGAUGUCAUGAAGACAUGAGAAAGGCCGUGGAGCAAAUUGAUGCCGUUCAAGACACCGCUAUGGUCGUAGAACAGUUUAAGACUGGUUACACUUUUCCUCCUCCUCUCCAUUUUGAGGAUCUCGGUCGUCCUGACUCUUGCCUCAGUGGAGAGGUUUCACAUGUUGAUUCAACGUUGAAGCGAGGAAUGCUCAGUGGGGGAAAGAAAGACGGUAAAGGAGCUGACGCAAAUGGUGAUUACGGUCAACUUCCUCCGCAGCAACGAAUACGGCGACUUCAUGCAAAACUUGCAGAGUUGGAAAAAGAAAGAGAGAAAAGACAACAGAGCCGGGAAGGAUUGGCAAAAAUGAAGCAGGUUUACACAGAUAAUCCAAAGAUGGGUAAUGCAGCUGACUGCGAGUCCCAGCUUAACCAAUACGAAAAGGAAAUUGAAUCUCUAAACCAACAAAUUUCCAAAUUUCGUCUGUUGCUGGAAGAUGCGCAGUUACAGAGUGGAAACGAUACUCCUCCAUCACUUCGGUCUGGAAGUUCUACUGGAAGUGCUCCACCUGCGCGUCCUCCUCAUCCUCAAACAUCCCAACGCGACAGUUACAGCGAAGAAAGUAUUGCGAGCAGUGACGGUGUUAAUACGCCCAAUCGAAAUAAUGGCGCUCAACCGCGCCGUGAUGAGGUUUAUGAAGAGUGUGCCAUGCCCGCGUUAGGUACAGCCGUUGCCCAAUUUCCCUUCGAAGGCGGCACAGAAGGUACUAUUGGGAUACAAGAAGGCGAAGAAUUAUUGCUCAUCGAACGAGAUGAAGGGGACGGGUGGACGAGAGUUCGACGGUACAUAAUCUAUGUCGCAAUGAUGAUACAAGAUGCAGUAGUGAUUGAUAAUUCUACUGAGGGUUUUGUUCCGUCCAGUUACCUUCAUUGCAAAUGGUAUGCAGCGGAGGACAAUCCGAAUUGCCCGACGACAGAUUUCCGCCUCCAAUAUUGUUUUUGCUUUAUGAUUCUUUAUGCGCGAAGUGGCCAAGCGAUAAUGUUCGAAUCA